AUGGUGCUCAGCCAGCUGAUCGUAAAAGAAAGUGAAAAUGGGGGGAUUGAUGGUUUCGGGCUAUACGGUCUCAAGGAGUUGCACCUAUUCAAAGUCGACUUUACGCUUUUUGAGGUGCUAAUCUUUGCCGCCCUGAUCUCGGCCGUCGACCCUGUUGCUGUAAUCGCAAUUUUUGAAGAGAUUCAUGUGAAUGAGUUCCUUUUCAUCAACGUUUUCGGGGAAGCACUUUUCAAUGAUGGUGUUACUGUGGUGCUCUACCAAAUGUUCAGCACAUUUACGGCGAUAGGACCUACAAAUUUGGACGUUGGAGAUUAUGCAGGAGGUGUUGCCUCAUUUUUCAUCGUCGCUGUCGGUGGAAUUGCUAUCGGAAUCAUCUUUGCCCUACUCACCUCAGUUUUUACAAAGUACACCCACAAUGUAAAAAUCCUGGCGCCACUUUUUGUCUUCAUGCUACCGUACGCUUCGUACUUGUGCGCCGAGAUGGUGUCGUUGUCGCCAAUUUUGGCCAUCUCAUUCUGCGGCAUGUUCAUGAAGCAAUAUGUGAAGGGGAACAUUUCCAAUUCAGCGCAGACCUCCAUCAAAUAUUUCACGAAAAUGCUGGCGCAGAGCAGCGAGACGGUUGUUUUCGUAUUUCUUGGGCUCUCUACCGUAUCCUCGGACCAUUAUUGGGAUCUAUCUUUCAUCGCAGCAACUAUUGGACUUUGCUUGUUGGUCAGAACGAUUGGCGUGAUUGCGCAGUGCUUCAUCCUAAACCGUUUCCGGACGAAGAAAUUCUCGAUGGUCGACCAAUUCAUCCUCUCCUACGGUGGCCUCCGAGGUGCCAUUGCAUUCGGUCUAGCUUCGUCAAUGUCCGGGGAUAUUGGCGCCAAAAGCUGCUUCCUCACCACCACGAUAUGCGUUAUCUACUUCACCGUAUUCCUCCAGGGUAUCACAAUCAAGCCGCUGGUCGAUUGCCUCAGUGUCGAGACCAGAGAUGGGAGAGCAAAGACGAUGAGCGAGCAUGUUUAUGGGAAUUAUAUGGACCAUCUAAUGUCUGGUCUGGAGGUGAUCGCCGGGAUCAAGGGCCAUAACAGUGUUCGAGCCUGGUUCGAUCGGAUCAACAACUUCUACCUGAAGCCGAUUUUAACGCGUGGACAUGUGACUAGCAAUUUCGACGAGGGGAAAAUUAUCCGCGCUUUUACAAAGAUGACAAUUCAGGAAGUGUUGGAGGCUGAAGUUCCUGACUCCACGUCACCGAACAGUACACCAACAACUACCGUAGUACAGUCGACAAUCGAUGAAACUGAAGGAGGAGCUUAUGACAAUCAAGCAUACACCCCUGAACCGCCAAGGAAAAAGAUGUCGAGGCAGACGACGAUGGCUGAGCUUUUGAAAGACCAAAAGAACGUCAAUCUCCUCUGCGACAUGUUCUCCGAGAUGCUCGACAAGAAGCUGUCGAAUGCGGGGAUCAGAGAUCGGAUAAAUUUGGAGGACGAGAUUGCUGAUGACUACAUUCAAGGGGUGGAAAGGCAUGAGAUUACGGGACACCGCCAGGACAAAUCCUUUUCCCGAUCAGACCUGUAUGCAGAUGGUCCCUCCGACUUGGCGUCAACAAGCCAGAAAUCAGACGAUGCACACGCCAGACGGGGGGAAUUCCGGAUGCAUACCCGGAAAAGGGGGACGAUCGGU
This is a messenger RNA of Mesorhabditis spiculigera, 1668 nucleotides long. The record is from the annotation of a GenBank genome assembly. NCBI's taxonomy places the organism in Eukaryota, Metazoa, Nematoda, Chromadorea, Rhabditida, Rhabditidae.